AUGGCCUGGGUCGACCUCCACAGCGCGGCCGCCCGUGGCGACCUGGACCAGCUACGGCGGCACUGGUGGCUGAAUAAGUUCCACAUCAACAGGCGCAACGCAGACAAGCUGACACCUCUGCAUCUUGCUUGCAUAAAUGGCCAUGCAGAUGUUGUUCGGUUUCUAGUAGGCAAGAAUUGCAAGCUAAAUCCUCGUGACAAAUAUAAGAGAUCACCACUGAUGCUGGCAGUACAGCACCAGCACAGAGAUUGUGUGGCUGUUCUGCUGGAGCAUGGUGCCAACCGUGACCACAGAGCUGCUACUGGUAACACCGCCCUUCACUUUGCUGUCCUGAUGUCUAGCAAAUCUCUAGUGGAGCUGUUACUUGAGCAUGGCGCAGAUAUUGAUGUUAAGAAUGAACUGGGAUACGCUCCACUUACUCUUGCGAUCACUGAGCGUUGCAAAGGGAUGAUCGAGUUCCUUCUUCAAAAAGGAGCUGACGUGAAUGCUGCAGAUAAUCUUAAAAGGACCCCUCUGGAAGUUGCUGCUCUUCUUCAGGAUAAGGAUGCAGCAGAAGUUCUUCUUCGCAAUGGCGGUGUUAUCAAUAAAGACGGCCUUGGAGCGUAUGCAGUUCGAGCUUUUGAAAAACUAUUUGGAGAUGAGUUUAUUGCUAAUGAAGGAGAGGAAUAUGAAUGCUCUGAAAGGAAGGGACAGUGCUCUGCCCGAGGCACAGAAGAAAUUAACAUCUCUUGCUCUGGGACAACUGCUGACACUCUCUCAAAUACAUCUGCAUUGCUAGAAUUAUGUAAGACUCUUCGCUAUCAAGGAGGUGUCUUACCAGGAAUGAGAGAAGAGCAGAAGAAAGACAAAGACUCCUCCUGGGAUUCUGAGACUGAUUCCAAAGGUCAAGGGAAAGUGUCCGCUGACCCGACGCUUCCUGCUGCAGUGGGUAAGAGUUUGGAUGCGCGCUCUGUUGCAGUGGAGCACGGCAAAGGGGUCUUGCCAGCAGCAGGAGAAGAGCAGAAGGAAGACAGUGACUCCCCCUGGGAUUCUGAGGUACCUGCUCUGGAGGAGGCAGUGAGGUCCUGCUGGAUCAAUGGCUUCUGGGCUCCUUUCCCUUUGCUGCUGCUUUUGCCACACGCUUGCACCUUGGACCUGGACAUGCCAGUGCUGCAGACAAAGUGUUCAACUGAUUCUGAAGGUCCCUGGGAUGUAUCAAAAAAUGUGCUGCUUCCUGCUGCAUUCGGCAAUAGAUUGGACGCGCGUGCCCUGUUAGUACGGAGCGGCAAAGGGGCCUUGCCAGCAACAGAAGAGAAGAAGGAAGACAAUGACUCCCCCUGGGACACUGAGGUACCUGCUCUGGAGGAGGCAGUGAGGUCCCGCUGGAUCAAUGGCUUCUGGGCUCCUUUCCCUUUGCUGCUGCUUUUGCCACACGCUUGCACCUUGGACCUGGACAUGCCAGUGCUGCAGACAAAGUGUUCAACUGAUUCCAAAGGUCAAGGGAAAGUGAUGACCAACUUGACACUUCGUGCUGCAGUGGGCAAGAGUUUGGAUGCGCGCUCUGUUGCAGUGGAGCACGGCAAAGGGGUCUUGCCAGCAGCAGCAGAAGAGCAGAAGGAUAACAAUGACUUUUCCUGGGAUGAUGAUGACUUUUCCUGGCUUUUGGAGACUGAUUCCAAAGGUCAAGGGAAAGUGAUGACCAACUUGACACUUCGUGCUGCAGUGGGCAAGAGUUUGGAUGCGCGCUCUGUUGCAGUGGAGCACGGCAAAGGGGUCUUGCCAGCAGCAGGAGAAGAGCAGAAGGAAGACAAUGACUCCCCCUGGGAUUCUGAGACUGAUUCUGAAGGUCCAGCAGAAAGUGUGCUGCUUCGUGCUGCAGUGGGCAAGAGUUUGGAUGUGCGCUCUGUUGCAGUGGAGCACGGCAAAGGGGUCUUGCCAGCAGCAGCAGAAGAGCAGAAGGAUAACAAUGACUUUUCCUGGGAUGAUGAUGACUUUUCCUGGCUUUUGGAGACUGAUUCCAAAGGUCAAGGGAAAGUGAUGACCAACUUGACACUUCGUGCUGCAGUGGGCAAGAGUUUGGAUGCGCGCUCUGUUGCAGUGGAGCACGGCAAAGGGGUCUUGCCAGCAGCAGGAGAAGAGCAGAAGGAAGACAAUGACUCCCCCUGGGAUUCUGAGACUAAUUCUGAAGGUCCAGCAGAAAGUGUGCUGCUUCGUGCUGCAGUGGGCAAGAGUUUGGAUGCGCGCUCUGUUGCAGUGGAGCACGGCAAAGGGGUCUUGCCAGCAGCAGCAGAAGAGCAGAAGGAUAACAAUGACUUUUCCUGGGAUGAUGAUGACUUUUCCUGGCUUUUGGAGACUGAUUCCAAAGGUCAAGGGAAAGUGAUGACCAACUUGACACUUCGUGCUGCAGUGGGCAAGAGUUUGGAUGCGCGCUCUGUUGCAGUGGAGCACGGCAAAGGGGUCUUGCCAGCAGCAGGAGAAGAGCAGAAGGAAGACAGUGACUCCCCCUGGGAUUCUGAGACUGAUUCCAAAGGUCAAGGGAAAGUGUCGGCCGACUUGACGCUUCCUGCUGGAGUGGGCAAGAAUUUGGAUGCGCGCUCCGUUGCAGUGGAGCACGGCAAAGGGGCCUUGCCAGCAGCAGAAGAGCAGAAGGAAGACAGUGACUCCCCCUGGGAUUCUGAGACUGAUUCUGAAGGUCCAGCAGAAAGUGUGCUGCUUCCUGCUGCAGUGGGCAAGAGUUUGGAUGCGCGCUCAGUUGCAGUGGAGCAUGGCAAAGGGGUCUUGCCAGCAGCAGGAAAAGAGCAGAAGGAAGACAAUGACUCCCCCUGGGAUUCUGAGACUGAUUCUGAAGGUCCAGCAGAAAGUGUGCUGCUUCCUGCUGCAGUGGGCAAGAGUUUGGAUGCGCGCUCAGUUGCAGUGGAGCAUGGCAAAGGGGUCUUGCCAGCAGCAGAAGAAGAGCAGAAGGAUAACAAUGACUUUUCCUGGGAAGAUGAUGACUUUACCUGGCUUUUGGAGACUGAUUCCAAAGGUCGAGGGAAAGUGUCGGCCAACUUGACGCUUCGUGCUGCAGUCGGCAAGAGUUUGGAUGUGCGUUCUGUUGCAGUGGAGCACGGCAAAGGGGUCUUGCCAGCAGCAGGAAAAGAGCAGAAGGAAGACAAUGACUCCCCCUGGGAUUCUGAGACUGAUUCUGAAGGUCCAGCAGAAAGUGUGCUGCUUCCUGCUGCAGUGGGCAAGAGUUUGGAUGCGCGCUCAGUUGCAGUGGAGCAUGGCAAAGGGGUCUUGCCAGCAGCAGCAGAAGAGCAGAAGGAUAACAAUGACUUUUCCUGGGAAGAUGAUGACUUUUCCUGGCUUUUGGAGACUGAUUCCAAAGCUCAAGUGAAAGUGACCGCUGACGCGGCGCUUCCUGCUGCAGUCGGCAAGAGUUUGGAUGCGCGCUCUGUUGCAGUGGAGCACGGCAAAGGUAUCGUUCCAGCAGCAGGAGCAGAGCAGAAGGAAUAUUUUGACCCGUCUUCUAAGAAUAAGGUUCCUGCACUGGAGGCAGGAGAUCUUCAGCUAAGAUCUGAUUCUUCACGACAAACAGAUUCUCAGCUGGACAGACAGGUGACUCUAAUAGAGGCAGAAGCAGAUAUCCCUAAAUAG
Molecule: messenger RNA, 3615 nt
Organism: Chiroxiphia lanceolata (lance-tailed manakin)
Lineage: Eukaryota; Metazoa; Chordata; Aves; Passeriformes; Pipridae
Exons: 36
Coding region: 1-3615 (1204 amino acids)
Molecular function (GO): protein binding
Source: RefSeq, a predicted model, not a curated record